AGGUCCCGGACCCGCGGGGAAAAUGGUGGAACCAGGGCAAGAUUUACUGCUUGCUGCUUUGAGUGAGAGUGGGAUUAGCCCGAAUGACCUCUUUGAUAUCGAUGGUGGAGAUGCAGGUCUUGCCACUCCGACAACUACCCCUCCAGUUCUCCAGUCAGUGCCACUUAGUGCAUUAGAACUAGGUGUGGAGACUGAAGCAGCAGUUCCUGUUAAACAAGAGCCAGAGACGGUACCCACUCCAGCUCUAUUAAAUGUGAGGCAGCAGCCUCCGUCUACUACCACGUUUGUGCUGAAUCAAAUAAAUCAGCUUCCGACCUUGGCAUCUACAAUUGUGAUGACUAAAACACCACCUGUAACCACCAAUAGGCAAACCAUCACUUUAACAAAGUUUAUCCAGACUACUGCAAACACACGGCCUUCAGUCUCAGCACCAGUAGUACGAAAUGCCAUGACUUCUGCACCUUCCAAAGACCCUGUUCAACUUAAGGAUCUACUCAAAAACAACAGUCUUAACGAACUUAUGAAGUUGAAGCCUCCUGCUAAUAUAGCUCAGCCAGUUGCAACAGCAGCCACUGAUGUAAGCAAUGGUACAGUAAAGAAAGAGUCUUCUAAUAAAGAAGUAGCAAGAAUAUGGAUAAACGACAUGAAAAUGAGGAGUUUUUCUCCAACCAUGAAGGUCCCUGUUGUAAAAGAGGAAGAUGAACCAGAGGAAGAAGAUGAAGAAGAAAUGGGACAUGCGGAAACCUAUGCGGAGUAUAUGCCAAUAAAAUUAAAAAUUGGCCUACGUCACCCAGAUGCUGUAGUGGAAACUAGCUCUUUAUCCAGUGUCACUCCUCCUGAUGUUUGGUACAAAACAUCCAUUUCCGAGGAAACUAUCGACAAUGGCUGGCUGUCAGCAUUGCAGCUGGAGGCAAUUACAUAUGCAGCCCAGCAACAUGAAACAUUCCUACCUAAUGGAGACCGUGCUGGCUUCUUAAUAGGUGAUGGUGCUGGUGUCGGAAAAGGGAGGACGAUAGCAGGAAUUAUCUAUGAAAAUUACUUGUUGAGUAGAAAGAGAGCAUUAUGGUUUAGUGUUUCAAAUGACUUAAAAUACGAUGCUGAAAGAGAUUUGAGGGAUAUUGGAGCAAAAAACAUUUUGGUCCAUUCGUUAAAUAAGUUUAAAUAUGGAAAAAUUUCCUCUAAACAUAAUGGAAGUGUGAAAAAGGGAGUUAUUUUUGCAACCUAUUCUUCCCUUAUUGGUGAAAGUCAGUCUGGUGGUAAAUAUAAAACUAGGUUAAAACAACUCCUGCAUUGGUGCGGUGAUGACUUCGAUGGAGUGAUAGUAUUUGAUGAAUGUCAUAAAGCAAAAAACUUAUGUCCUGUUGGCUCUUCAAAGCCCACCAAGACUGGCUUAGCAGUUUUAGAGCUUCAGAACAAAUUGCCAAAAGCUAGAGUUGUUUAUGCCAGUGCCACUGGGGCUUCUGAACCACGCAACAUGGCCUAUAUGAACCGACUUGGAAUCUGGGGCGAAGGGACUCCAUUCAGAGAAUUCAGUGAUUUCAUUCAAGCAGUGGAACGGAGAGGUGUUGGUGCCAUGGAAAUAGUUGCUAUGGAUAUGAAGCUUCGAGGAAUGUACAUUGCUCGACAGCUAAGCUUUACUGGAGUGACCUUCAAAAUUGAGGAAGUUCUUCUUUCUCAGAACUAUGUCAAAAUGUAUAACAAAGCAGUCAAGCUGUGGGUCAUUGCCAGAGAGCGAUUUCAGCAAGCUGCAGAUCUGAUCGAUGCCGAGCAGCGAAUGAAGAAGUCUAUGUGGGGCCAGUUCUGGUCUGCUCAUCAGAGAUUUUUCAAAUACCUGUGCAUAGCAUCCAAAGUGAAAAGGGUUGUGCAGCUAGCUCGAGAAGAAAUCAAGAAUGGGAAAUGUGUUGUCAUUGGCUUGCAGUCUACAGGAGAAGCCAGAACUUUAGAAGCUUUGGAAGAAGGCGGAGGAGAAUUGAAUGAUUUUGUUUCAACUGCCAAAGGGGUUUUGCAGUCACUCAUUGAAAAGCACUUCCCUGCUCCAGACAGGAAAAAACUUUAUAGUUUGCUAGGCAUCGAUUUGACAGCUCCAAGUAACAACAGUUCACCACGAGAUAGUCCUUGUAAAGAAAAUAAAAUAAAGAAGCGGAAAGGUGAAGAAAUAACCCGAGAAGCCAAAAAAGCACGAAAAGUGGGUGGCCUUACUGGUAGCAGCUCUGACGACAGCGGCAGUGAGUCUGAUGCCUCUGAUAAUGAAGAGAGUGACUACGAGAGCUCUAAAAACAUGAGCUCUGGAGAUGAUGACGAUUUUAACCCGUUUCGAGAUGAAUCCAGUGAGGACGAUGAAGACGAUCCCUGGCUAAUCAGAAAAGACCACAAAAAAGGCAAAGAUAAAAAAAAGAAGAAAAGCAUAGAUCCAGACUCUAUUCAGAGUGCCUUAUUAGCGUCAGGUCUUGGAUCAAAGCGACCUAGUUUCUCAUCUACACCAGUUAUCUCACCUGCUCCCAAUAGCACACCAGCUAACAGUAACACCAACAGUAACAGCAGCCUUAUAACAAGCCAGGAUGCUGUGGAACGGGCCCAGCAGAUGAAGAGAGAUCUCCUUGACAAGCUAGAGAAAUUAGCUGAAGACCUUCCUCCUAAUACUUUGGAUGAGCUCAUUGAUGAACUUGGUGGCCCCGAGAAUGUUGCUGAGAUGACUGGCCGCAAGGGGCGGGUUGUGAGCAAUGACGAUGGAAGCAUAUCCUAUGAGUCAAGGUCUGAACUUGAUGUACCCGUGGAGAUACUAAAUAUCACAGAGAAGCAGAGGUUUAUGGAUGGAGAUAAGAAUAUUGCUAUCAUCUCAGAAGCUGCCAGCUCGGGUAUUUCAUUACAAGCAGAUCGGAGGGCUAAAAAUCAAAGGAGAAGAGUACAUAUGACUUUGGAGUUACCGUGGAGUGCUGAUAGAGCAAUUCAACAGUUCGGACGAACUCACAGAUCAAACCAAGUUACUGCUCCCGAGUAUGUCUUUCUGAUUUCCGAAUUGGCAGGAGAACAAAGAUUUGCUUCUAUUGUUGCUAAGAGACUUGAGAGUUUGGGGGCGCUUACACAUGGUGACAGAAGAGCAACAGAGUCCAGGGACCUGAGCAGGUUCAACUUUGACAACAAGUAUGGAAGAAAUGCUUUAGAAAUUGUUAUGAAAUCCAUUGUAAACUUGGAUUCUCCUAUGGUUUCACCACCUCCAGACUAUCCUGGAGAAUUCUUUAAAGAUGUUCGACAAGGACUGAUAGGAGUUGGGCUGAUAAAUGUAGAGGAUCGCUCAGGAAUCCUGACUCUUGAUAAAGACUACAACAACAUAGGAAAAUUCUUAAAUAGAAUUCUGGGCAUGGAGGUGCAUCAGCAGAAUGCCUUGUUUCAGUAUUUUGCGGACACGCUAACUGCAGUUGUUCAAAAUGCCAAAAAAAAUGGAAGAUAUGAUAUGGGGAUCUUAGAUCUUGGUUCUGGAGAUGAAAAGGUGAGGAAAAGUGAUGUUAAGAAGUUUCUGACUCCAGGAUAUUCAACCUCUGGCCACGUAGAGUUAUACACAAUUAGUGUAGAGAGGGGAAUGUCCUGGGAGGAAGCCACCAAGAUCUGGGCCGAGCUGACAGGGCCGGACGAUGGCUUUUACUUGUCCUUGCAGAUAAGGAACAACAAGAAAACUGCCAUCUUAGUUAAAGAAGUAAACCCUAAAAAGAAACUUUUCCUAGUUUAUCGACCAAAUACUGGGAAACAGCUCAAACUAGAAAUUUAUGCUGACUUAAAAAAGAAAUAUAAAAAGGUAGUUUCAGACGAUGCACUGGUGCACUGGUUAGAGCAGUACAACUCAUCUGCAGAUACUUGUACUCAUGCUUAUUGGCGUGGCAAUUGCAAAAAAGCAAGCUUGGGAUUCGUUUGUGAAAUAGGUCUUCGUUGCCGCACGUAUUAUGUACUGUGUGGUUCAGUGCUGAGUGUGUGGACAAAAGUCGAGGGUGUUCUAGCCUCUGUCAGUGGCACAAAUGUGAAAAUGCAGAUAGUUCGGCUGAGAACCGAAGAUGGACAGCGGAUUGUAGGUUUGAUCAUUCCAGCAAAUUGUGUGUCUCCUCUUGUGAAUCUCCUGUCAACCUCAGACCAGUCUCAACAGCUCGCGGUGCAGCAGAAACAGCUAUGGCAGCAGCACCACCCGCAGAGCAUCACCAACUUGAGCAAUGCGUAAAGGACAGACAGGUCUCGGCACGGACGUGUCUGAAGUGCUGUGGAAGCAUAUCAUUUGCAUAAAAAUCAGGGACAGUUUCCAAAGAAUUCUAUGUUUUUUUCAGUUGUGCUCUCUAGUUACUUUUUGGGGAGUGAGGACAGCCUGAAAUGGCAGCAGUGCAGGUGCGCAGUGCCGACGGUGGGACGGUCUUUCCUUUUGCUUUAGCCCUGGUCCUCCUGUACGCUUCUGCUUUGGGUAGCAGAGGGCGUGUGCGCCUGUGUGUGUGUGUCUGUGAGUUUGUUAAAGGCUACGAACUGCAAUUGGUCUGAAAUGCUUGGAACUCCCCAAACUGGCUUUGCUUUAUGUCCCCCAGUGCUCAGGGUUAACGCAGUGCACCCAUGCCGUCGCUGGGGAGCUCUCCCUGGACGCAUGCGUUUUGAGUCUGUAAAUAGAAAAUAUAUGUUGGUUUCUUUUUCCAACUUAAACAAUAGGCUUAUUAAAGCAUGAAAUGAAAGGUUGCAUAUCAUGCAUUCGGGUUCUUUUCCGGUUUUUGUUCCGACCGUGCAUGUCUUUGAAAGCAUGCGUGAACAAGAGUAACGUAGAAGUUAAGUAAUGGAGAGAGUCGUUUGUAGAUGUACAGCAUUGGUUAUUGCCUUUGUACCGUGUUUAUACCUGGGUAUUGCUUCUGACCCUGCGAAGCCCUGCCCCACCUGCCCCCGUCCCAGGUUUCUUGUCCAGGUAAUGAGUACAUUUACUUGUGAGAAAACUCUUUAAUUUUAAUGUAUUAAUAGUAUUCCUAAUGUGUGCUGCAGAAAUGGCUAUAAGCCUCCCUUUCUUAAAGUCGCGUUUUCCUUAACUUAAAGACAGGUUUAGAAAGAAGUACAUAUUGGCUUCCAAUCUUGCAAACCAUCUUUUUUUUUUACCCCCCACUUCAUUAUCAUAGUUUAGUUUGCCUUGUUGCUUCUGGAAAGGAAACCGUCCUUGCGUUGUAACCGAGACAGCGAGGAAACCCUCGAGGCUCCUGCUGGACGUCUGUUGUGCUCUCGUUGUCGCCCAGUGACUUGAAUACUGUUUAAUGUGCUGUAAGAGUUAUAGAGCUGAUCUCCAGCUGUUAAUUGCGCUCAUGUACAAAUGUGAAUAGACGCUUAUCUAUAACACGGGGAAGUCUUGUUUUGCCUAUAAUAGAUGUUUAUAAAAACAAGUGAGGGGACAAUUGGUCUGUUUCCUUUUUUUCUUUUCUUUUUUUUUGCUUGCACAAGUUGCACUAUUGAAAAAUUGAGAUUGUAUAAACCUGGUCAAAAGCUGCAAGAUACCAAAAUCUUGUAGAUAUCAAAUAAAAAGUUACUAUACUAACAAGAAGUGGACUCUUGUCUAGGCCCUCACCGGUGACUUCAGCAGUAGUCUGUGACGGGGACUGCGCAGCCUGCAUGUUGCCUCAGCAUUCCAGGUAGCCUUAUACUUCGGCUUGAAACCUACCCCUAGAGUCUGCGAUGCUGUUUCGGAAGGGGUGACAUGGUAGUACUUUUGAAUGUUUCUCAAGUUGAAUUGCUUCCCUUGUAACUUCUUGAAAGUUUUUGAACAGAAUUGGGUAAGGUGUAUGUGAAGUGAGCAAAGCCUGAUAGAAAGCUUGGGCUUUCAUCCUCUUGUGCUUCUUUAAGUCUGACUUCGGUUAUGCGGUUAUGUCACGUUUGCCCUAAGCUUUCUUUGCGUUUAUCUAUUCUUGGUGCCCGAAAGAACGAAAUUGAGAGUGAUUUCUGUUCUUGGGCACUGUUCGCCCAGUGGAUGCAAUCUUGAUCCUCAGUCCAGUCCGUGUAUCUCAGGCAGUGACCCACAUGAAUAUCAACUGGUGUCCCUCAGUAGGGUCACUAGGCCCACUUGGCAGAUUGCCUCCCCACCCCUGCAGCAGUCGUCCCCACCCAUUAGUGCUUCUGGCUCCAAGCCUGUGGUGCAGUCAGCUCCUACCAGCAUGCUAAGGUGGAGGCCAUAGCCUGAGGUGGGUGGGGGCUAGCAGACCCUCUAGUCAGACAGGUGGCGGGCUUGGGGCCGUGCUCUGUCACAGCUGCUGGCCCAGCUCUCCUUCCUGUGUGUGAGGUAUCUUGAGCAGGUUUUGGCUUUAUGGUGUUUUCA
Tupaia belangeri chinensis (Chinese tree shrew) is the source of this 6310-nucleotide messenger RNA. RefSeq names its product strawberry notch homolog 1 (gene SBNO1). The transcript is spliced from 32 exons. The record is from RefSeq and is a predicted model, not a curated record. Gene Ontology annotation, cellular component: nucleus. Bases 23 to 4204 code for a protein of 1393 amino acids. Gene Ontology annotation, biological process: regulation of DNA-templated transcription. Gene Ontology annotation, molecular function: chromatin DNA binding; histone binding. NCBI's taxonomy places the organism in Eukaryota, Metazoa, Chordata, Mammalia, Scandentia, Tupaiidae.